CACAUGUUGCAACUUACAUUUAAACAUGCAUUUUCCGUUAAGUUGUGCUUAUUAUAUAAUCAUAUUGACAGUUUACCUUUGAUAUUUAUGCUACGUAAAUAUGAUGAAUUGUACGUGUAAAGUAUAUAAUUGUUUGAAUACAUAUCGUACAUCUAAUUCAGUGUAACUGUAGCGGUUAGAAAUAUGGUUUAUAUUCUGGAGGAAACAUAAUGGAUAAGAUUAUUCUAUUUCGAAAUGAAAUUUAUAAUUUUCAUUGUGUGCGUUAAUAGAGUACGAAUUUAUGAAUAUUAGAGUGCACACAAUGUGCAAAUAUAAAGGGGAUGGGAAAGCGUAUUUUAAUAACGCGUUACAGCAUACCCCCCCCCCCCUUAAUUCAUGCUAUGGACGAUAUGUAACGCCUAUAUGUACAGUAGAAACGUAUGGCUUUCAAGUAUAGUUGCUGUAUUUGUGCGUGAAGGUUAGGAGCAGGAGCAGUUGUACGAUCAAACGUGGGUUGGGUGAUAAUAACAGCUCCUGUCACAAUGUAGUGUAUAAUAAUGUUGUGAUAUUACAAUAACAAACGUAUAUUGAUAUACGCAUAUAUUUCAACAUCCGUGUGAUCCAACACAGAAUACAUGGAUGUUGCGAACGGACAAAAGCCCCUUAGUGAGUGGGCAGCCUCCUGCCACUAGUACUUCAGGAAUGGAUAAGGGGAAGGAAUGGCAGAUGGAAUUGCUUAUGGAAAAAUUACGCUCCAAGGCUUCCACAUUCAAGUCCUUGGUCGAAACUGCCAAAAAUCUGCGCAUGGCGAUGCUGGAUAAGAGGUUUGCCAUAGAUAGUGCAGAAAAGGGUCAGCUACAAAAAUGUUUAGAUACUUUGCAGCAUUCCAUAAAAGUAACCUCCUUGCAGUCCAUGGUGGAACGCUUGGAGAGUUUAACCAGACAAUUGGGCUUAAAAUUUAUGAUGUCUGGUCCUCCAGGUACAGAGUUGUUUAUAUCUUCAGAUAUGUUCUUUUUGGAAGUUCUUUUGGAAUCCACAGGUGUAGUUAAAGAUGUAAAGAUUCACCAUGAAGGAAAAAAUGAACAACAGAGCUGUGAUGUGUUGGUAUCUUGUUUGUCACGGGGAGACUUCCUUGAUUUUACAGUACAAUUAGAAGGUUUAGCAUCUAUAUAUCAGUUAAAUGCAGAUAAAAAAGUAAAAUGUAAAGCAUUUAGUGCUUUACAAUCACUGGAGGCUGACUUGGGUAUUUUAGCUCAGUUGCAGACAUUUAUGAAAGAACCGUUUAAUCUUGUUCAUAAAAGCCCAGUUGGGAUCCUCGAACGAAGAAGAGGCGGUCAUGCCAUGAAACUUACAUAUUUUGUUUCUCCUUAUGAUUUAAUAGACCAGGAGAAUCGUACCUGUGAUGCACUAAAUUCAGAAAUAGUUAUUAAACGGAAGAUUGGUCAUUCCGUUACAGUUUGUAUGGAAGGUUCCACUGCUCACAAGUUGCCUACAUCUAGUAUCAUAACUGUAAAUAGAAGUCCUACAGGAAAAAGUACUCCAUCCUAUGCUCCAUUAGUUGGUACAAAUUCAUCCGUAUUACCUGCUUGCUUCGUAUUGAAACUUGUUAAGAAGAUGCCAAUGUGUAUGGAACUGUUACGUAGGAUACAAAAGGUCACAGAACUCGAAUGUGGAGACAUAUCUGCUCCACAUCCGCUACUUAGUUUGAUUAUACAACAUGCCAGCGAUGGUCAGCUAGAUUGCCGGAAUAACAGAGGACUUUAUGUUAGUUUACCGGACCAGCAACACUGCUAUUUCAUGACAGAGAACAAAAACAUGGAAGGCGUUUUAGUCUGCAGUAUCUCAUUUACACAUCCAGCUCACGUUCCACAAAUCUUGGUGUAUCUGCGACAGCAGGCGCUAUUCAAUACAUUAAUUGCUAGUUGCGUGAGAUCUAUGGCUCGACAUGAUCCGGAACACGCAACUAUAUUUGAAGUGAGUGCUCUAUCAUGGCAACACAUAUCGGUAAGUUUGGAGCAUCCUUUCGAGGAGACAAUGGCAACAGCAGAAUUGGAUUUGACGGACAUUUCCGCGUUGAAGUGUAAAUUGUACGGCAUCAGCAUUACGAAUACGGAGCGAACGUCGGAUCUGACUGGAAAGGUUCUGCAGAAAUGUUUAAGUAUACCUCUGACAAUGAGGAUUCUCAUGAAAUCGUGGGAAAGCCGCGAUACUUUGGGCACAAUGAAUAAUAUGAACAGCGGAAACGGGAAUUACAACGUAAAUCUCGGUCCCGGGAAAGAUCAGAACAACCAAAAUGGCUCCGGCAUGCCGGACUUUACUAAUGGGGAGGCAAAAAUAAAACAGGAGCCUGGUUUGAACAACGGGAAUGGAACUAUGGGGAGACAGCAAUCGUCGCAGCAACAGCAGCCGCAGCAGCAACAACAACAGCAGCAGCAGCCUUUUUUAGAUGCCGGAACGGAGAAUAGUAUCGGUUUUCCGUCAUAUUCCGGCCAAUCCGAUACCACAACCACUGCGAUGCUGAAUCCUCUGCAACUGGGAGCGUUGCUUGGACAAGCAAAAAAUCCUUUAGUUAAUCCUAUUAACGAACGUACGAAGAAGACGCGUAAACGAAAAACUGCUGACGGUAUUUGGCGGAGCCCGAAGAGAAAAGGAGACGAGACUGCGGAGAUAUUGUUGGAGAGCUCAAGUUCGGAUUCAACGCCGUUGGGUACGCCAACCGGUGGCAGGGAGAACUUGAAUGAAACGAGAACAUCUACGCCAACAUCGGCGACAAGCUUGACCAGCGGUUUGGAUUUUUCUAAUUUGGACCCGACGGACAUUCUGGGAACGGACAAGAGUUCCGAUUACGAUUUCGACAAUGAAAGUGAGAUUACGGAAGUCCAUGAUUUACAAGAUGUGGAAGAAUUGAUCAAAAGAGACCGCAAAUCACGGAAAAGGGAAGAGAAAAAGAGUCCGAUUAUAUUCGAAGAUAACAAAAGUUUGGUGCCGCCAUCAGUAAGUAUAACGCCAAUUUCAAGCAGUAGUUUCGGUCAAACUACGAACUAUAACACUGUACUUACGGGGAUGGGUUUGGAAAGACGACCAGGUAUUGAAAUAAUACCGAUUGCGUCUUCGCCUCAGACUACUUUACCGAGUUCUAUUACUAUAACUCCAAUAGCUGGACCAACGCAGUCCAAAAGUUUGACGGACGAACGUAGAGAGAGAAAGAGCUCGAAGGGAAAGUCGACGGAGGAUAAAGGUAAAAUGGAGAAAAGACGUAAGCGAAAGAGAGAGGACAGUCCUAUGGGACCGCCGCCGGAUAAGAUAUCGUCGAAGCAGGACCCAUUGUCGAAGCCGGUAUCGGUAAGCAUCAAACCGACCGAAUCGCCGCCGAACUUGGGUUCACGGCCGUCCUCGCCCGCGACGACACUAAGAAAAUUUAGUCCGUCGCCGACGCAUACCAGUCCUCUCGCUCUCGUAGGUAAGUCCAGUCCUACACUGAAACAAUCAACCACCAAGCCAGUGCAAAGUCCAAAGCACUCUCCGGUCUAUAGCAGUAGUCCCAAACAUACACCAGUGCCUGCGAGCGUGAGCCCGAAACAUGGCACGUCGUCGCCGAAGCAUGGUAGCUCAGCCAGCACCGGUAAACCGAGCAUGUCCGCGCUGAAAUCCGCGGCAAAUUCUCCUUCUAGUAAAACCACCGAUUCUGGGCAAUCCAAGAUAAAGUCUUCCUCGUCAUCCUCGAGUAAAGACUCCAACCGUGACAAGGAGAGAAAGACAUCGUCGUUAACCUUCGGCGGAUCGAGUGGUCAUCAGAGUCCUAAGACAAAAUCCUCUAGCGGUAAGUUAAAACAACUGGAAUUAAUUCCUAGCGGUGAAACGCAGGCUACCUUGCCGAACAGCGGUGGUAGCACACCUCCGUCCGGCAGUUCGGAGCUCGGAAAGUCUGCGAUCGCCCAGCAGCAGGCGAGGAACAGGAAGGGUUCGCUGAGUGCUGUUAUCGAUAAGCUGAAGAACGCUCAACAUUGCACGGACGAUAGUGGCAAUGGCGGAACCAAGACCGCAACCAGCAGCAGCGGCAACUCGAGUGGUCAGAAAGAAAGAAGCGUAGGAAGUUCAUCGGCCAAGGCUGCGGAGGGAAAGUGCGUCAGUAAAAACUCUUCGAUAGAGUCCAAGAAUCCUGGCGAAUAUAUGGUGAAGCAUAGUUCGGACGGGAUGAAAAUAACGAUCAAUAAAACACGCACAAAAGACUCCAAAUCUGGAACGAACCUGAAGUUGUCGUCGUCCUCCGCAUCCGUUGUGACCGGUGCCUCUUCGAGUUCCUCCACCUCGUCGACCUCGAUGUCGGGUAACGGUUCACCAAAAACGCACACUGGGUUGAAGCCAGGAGUCAGUUCUGGUCCUGCGUCGAAGAAACCUGCGUCUCAGACUUCCCCGAAAUUGUCGGGAUCCUCGUCUUCCGGUUCUGGCAGCAGCAGCGGUAGCAAAACGACGCUAUUGGGGCAAAAGAUGCUGUCAGCGUUGAAAUCCAUAUCAGGACCAAACUCUAGUAGCGGUAACGGUACUGGAGGACUGAACGUUGGCGGUGGCGGAAGCGGUGGCCUGCUUUCUAAGAAUGUGAUGUCCUCAAAAUCUUCUUCGAGCUGCCCAAAAACUACCAGUUCGGGGGUGACGGAUCUCAGCCGGAACCGCGACAAAUCCCGGUUGUCGAAGUCCGGCGAAAAAAGUCUGUUUCCUUCGAAAGGUAUCGGUGAUACCAGAAAAUCGAGCCCCUCUGGUCUGCGGGAGGAAAGCGAGAGCGAAAGAGCGUUCAAGCUUCUCGCAGCUCACGCCACCAUGUCCAAUUUAUCGAGUUUGCCGAACUUGCCGCCCCAAUUGGUUGUAGAGGGGCUGAUGAAGCAGUUAGAUACCAAAUUCCAAAUACCCAAAUUGUCUGCUCGAGUCAAUGCCGAAUCCAGCGAUAAAAAGACCGAGAAGCUGUCCAUGCUUCCCGAUACAGGAAAGACCCUGGAUAACAUAGCAACGAAGCAAGCUACGGAGCCGGGGAAACUGCAAACGAUAUCAAACACGUCGUCGACCACCGCGAAAACGGUGCCGGACGACCAGUCGAAUCAAGGUAGGCGAGAUCAUGUACAAACAAAACCUGACAAUCUUUCCAUGACAAGCGCAGCCUCGGCAAUGUCUAUGAAUCUCGGCGCCGACACCUCCAGCAACCUCCUGCUUCCAGCUCUAGCGAGUAACAGCUCGCACGAUCUGGACAUUCCCACGAACCUCUCGAUGCAGUCAGCAGAGAACGAGUCCCGCGAUUCGUGCAAAGAGCCGCCGAUGAGUAGAAGCAACACACAGUUUCUGAGUAGUACUCUAAACUCCACGGCCAGCGGCAAGGAUGACGCCGCUGGAAGUGGCCCCGUGAUGGCCGUUCUACCAAAAGGUACAGAUGCACCUUCUACCAGUAAACCCGUGUAUUCUACCAUGAUGGCGACAGGCACGAUAGCCAGCGGCAACGGGACCAGCACCCCGAGCUCCGGCAACGGGAAUUCGGAGAGCUUGAACCUGAGCAUCAAGCCGGUGGACGCAAAUUUGACCAAGUAUAAGUCGGACGAGAAGAAGCAACCUCAGCCGCAACAACCGCAGCCACCGGCACAACAACAGCAGCCUUUGCAGCAGCAACAGUCACUGCAACCGCAACAACAGCCGCAGCAGCAGCAAGUACCGUCUUCCGGAGGAUCCUCCAGCACAUCGACGCUGGGAACCGCUGCGUCCUCGGACAGCUCGUCGAACACAAUGAAACCGGCCGGCACGGAGAUACCGCCGACGACGUCUCAGGAGGCUGCGGAGAUGUUGUUGGACUUUUCCACGCCGAAGGACGUGGCCAAGAGUUUGAACUUCACCAGCAUUCCCGAGAGGGCGAUGACACAGGCGGCCUCGGUGCGUAGGAACACGCCACCGCCCCCGCCGCCCGCCUUCCCGGCGAGUCCUUCCGUGAGCGUGCACAUUGUAAAGAGUCCUGCACCCUCGCCGAGAGUCAUCCCGCCCUCGCCUCACUCCGCCUCGCCGUGCAUCACCGACGACGAGCUGAUGGACGAGGCGCUGGUGGGAAUGGGGAAAUGAAGGUUACUGAAACUCUAGAUUUAAUUUUAUCCGCGAAUCACACACACGUUGCACAGGACGCAGGGUGUCCUGCAAGCUUGGUGAGUGAGUAAUGCUGCCUUUCCGCGCGGAUCAGUGUUUCUCAAGCACGUAACACGUACACACGUGUCACCUCGCACGGUACCGCGUAGAAUUUCUCAACAGGUAUCAUGAGGCUGAUUGCUUGCGAGACACUGAUGGAAAUUAGUCGAAUGAUCCUCGGGGAGUUGCGUACACUUCAGCGGGACGUUCUACCUCUUUACUUUUUAUUAGCGAAUUGAAUGUUGCGAAUUCGAAGGAUGGUGAUGUUUUAGGGACCGGCUGUGGUCGAAUUUUAUUGAGUUAAUGUUGCUCGAGAGGAACGUUGUAAGGACGCGCGCCUUGGAUGAGCCACUAUAAUAUAGGAAAACGAGUUUUUUAAUGAAUGUUUUUAAGCUGUGUUACCAUUGUUACGAAUUCUUUGAAAUAUUAUCAUCCACUUGUAUAUUUUCGUUGUAAGAAAUGUAGCUUGUACAAAAGAGACGGUUUUAUUAGUCGAAAUGAUAAUACUCUUUGAAGAAAGUCAUCUUAGCGAGAAAACUUUUUCUAUAUCACAUUGGAUUCUGAAAAAUCGCUCACGAAUCGUUCCAUCUCGCAGUGUUAAUACAGUAAAAUGCGGAUCAGUUUUAGAGCAUGGGUAUUCGAUUACAUGAAAUAAUGGGAACUAUUUAUUUCGAGAAAAAUUGAUUUUAAUACGAUUAAUGCAUUUCACAAAGUGAUGAUAAAAAGCGAUGAUAAUAAAGCGAUGAUAAUAUAUUUUAUUUUACCGUCAUGGUGCGUGUUCUGAUCGAAGCGAGCAUUUCAUUCUUAUUCCCGGGAACCGGUUUUAAUUAAUGAAUCUUUUGAUAGAGGACACCCUGUACAUUGUCGAGACUUAGCGAUUCUUCUGAGAUGUCCUACCGAGUAAUAGCGUUGUUCGCGACCUCGUACGCGAACAUUGAGCAAGUUCAAUCUUCCCGUAUGUAGAGAAUGCUGGUUCCAUUGCAAUGGUCGUUCGCAGAGAUGGAUAUAUAAUAUUUAAGCGCCACAGUGUAUCAAAGCGAUUUCUUCUUAUACAUCGGUUCGUUUUCUUGUGAAACAAGGACUCGAGGUUAGCAAUAAAACGUUUGUUUCUAGAUUUCUAAGGAGACGAAAGGGCGGGAACCGGGGGACGAAAAAUAGUAAAAUGGACGCGACGUACGAGAGAUAAAUAUAUGUAUAGACACGAGUUAUUUUCGAUAGAAUACGCGUUGGACAAUACUUGUAAGGACACCGCGAUGUGGAUGUGUGUGACAUUGAUAUAUGAAGUAUUUCUUAAUUAGUUAAUUUAAUGCGAGCAAGUCGAUUCGAGAGAAAUAAAAUUGUCAAGAAAAAGAUACAUUGAAGUUCGUUCAAGUCACAUUCAGAACAUGUGUUCAAAAUUUCGUAUUGCCUGAAACGAAUCCAACAAAGCCGUCGAUGAUAAAGAUUUAUUUUCCUUUAACCCCGGGAACAAUCCAGAAAAAGUGUGCUUUUGCAACAAGACUUCCAGGCAAUUUCAUUGUACGCAUGAGUUCGACCGAGUUCGGCACACCCUGUAUAUGGACAAUUUUCGCGCGCAAUGCCCGGGAGAAAAGAGAAGCGAUCGUCGAGUCCUUUAUUCUCACAUCUUCUUUCGUUGUUCAUUCCCGUGCAUCAUUCUUUAACGAUGUAUGUAUGUACAAUGAAGUAAAUCGGUACUUCGAUGACGCGAAGCCUGUGUGUUACCCAGUUUUAUGUAAUCGAUCGAGUUAAACACGAUCGGUAUCUCGUGCGAUUACUUUGUUACGUUGGUCUUCGAUCGAUCCUUGAAUAAAACUUUAUAGAAAGAUA
Molecule: messenger RNA, 7956 nt
Organism: Megalopta genalis
Lineage: Eukaryota; Metazoa; Arthropoda; Insecta; Hymenoptera; Halictidae
Gene: MED1
Product: Mediator complex subunit 1
Biological process (GO): regulation of transcription by RNA polymerase II
Cellular component (GO): mediator complex
Molecular function (GO): transcription coregulator activity
Source: RefSeq, a predicted model, not a curated record